This is a messenger RNA of Melanotaenia boesemani (Boeseman's rainbowfish), 1973 nucleotides long. It is a transcript of the gene etv4, whose product is annotated as ETS variant transcription factor 4. Gene Ontology annotation, cellular component: nucleus. Gene Ontology annotation, biological process: regulation of transcription by RNA polymerase II; cell differentiation. Gene Ontology annotation, molecular function: DNA-binding transcription factor activity, RNA polymerase II-specific; sequence-specific DNA binding. Lineage: Eukaryota; Metazoa; Chordata; Actinopteri; Atheriniformes; Melanotaeniidae. The record is from RefSeq and is a predicted model, not a curated record. The transcript is spliced from 12 exons. Bases 107 to 1678 code for a protein of 523 amino acids.
CAUGCAGCCUCCACGCAGCUCCAUUCACUAGCCGCGCUCCCUCCUCUCCCUGCAGGCUGCGUGGAUCGCACUCAACUCAGCCUAAAUGACCACAAACGGUUAACGGAUGAAUUAUAAGAUGGAUGGAUAUUUGGACCAGCAAGUGCCUUACACUUUAGCAAAUAAGUCGCAAGGAAAUGGGCCCCUAAAUAGACUGUUGAUGGCAGCAAAAAGGAAAUUCAUGGACACAGAAUUACCCCCUCAGGAAUCUGAAGACCUCUUCCAGGAUUUAAGCCAACUACAAGAGACAUGGCUCACAGAAGCUCAGGUUCCUGACAGCGAUGAACAGUUUGUUCCUGAUUUCCAUUCUGAGAACUCAGUGGCAUUUCACAGUCCUCCAGUCAAUAUCAAGAAGGAACCGCAGAGCCCCGGCUCCGACCCAAGCCAGUCCUGUAGCCACAAACCAAGCUUCAACUACCCCAGUGGAGAGCAGUGCCUUUAUGCCAGUGCCUAUGAGCAGAAAAGGGCUGCAGGAGGAGCAAAGAGCUCCUGCCCUGGGACCCCCAUGUCUCCAAUGCAGCAGCAUUAUUCCCCAAAACCUGUAGUGGCUGGUAGGCCCGAUGCCGGCUACUUGAACCCAGCUGCCACCUCUCAGCCCCUUCCCAGCAACAAUUACCACAUCAGCACCAGGUUUCAGGGCCCUUCAGGAGAUCCCAUGUGCCCCCAGUUCCCCACACCAGGGCAGGCCUUUCAACGCAUGCCAUCUGCCCCUGGCGGACAUGGCAGCAGUGGAAGUGGCGGAGGAGGUGGUGGAGGGCCAGGGGGCGGAGGAGGAGGUGGUGGUUAUCAUCGGCAGCACUCUGACCCCUGCGUGUCUUACCUGCAGCAAAGCUUUAAGCAAGAAUACCUGGACCCGCUGUAUGAGCGGGCGGCUCACAUGGCAGGGCCAGGCCACAGACAGGGACAGGGGCAUGGGCCUCACCCUCAACCCCACCCACAUCCACACUCACACCCGCACCGGUUUCCACCAGCCCACAUGAUGGUCAAGCAGGAGCCCACAGACUACACCUACGAACCUGAUGUGCCUGGAUGUCCCUCCAUGUACCACCACAAUGAGGGUUACCCAAACCCCCAACAUGGCAAUGAAGGCUAUCUGUUUGAAAAUGACUCCCGUGUGGUUCCAGAGAAGUUCGAAGGUGAGGUGAAACAGGAAGGGGGUAGCGUCUUCCGUGAGGGCACACCUUACCAGCGUCGUGGCUCCUUGCAGCUCUGGCAGUUCCUGGUGGCCCUUCUGGAUGACCCAGGCAAUGCUCACUUCAUCGCCUGGACUGGCCGCGGCAUGGAGUUCAAACUCAUCGAACCCGAAGAGGUUGCCAGGCUCUGGGGCAUGCAGAAGAACCGUCCAGCCAUGAACUACGACAAGCUGAGCCGCUCCUUACGUUAUUACUACGAGAAGGGAAUCAUGCAAAAGGUGGCAGGAGAGCGCUAUGUUUACAAGUUUGUGUGCGAGCCCGAGGCGCUCAUCUCCCUGGCCUUUCCCGACAAUCAGCGGCCCAGCCUGAAGGCCGAGUUCGAGCGCUACGUCAACGAGGAGGACACGGUGCCCCUGUCGCACCUGGACGAGGGAGUGCCCUACACCCCAGAACAAGCCCCUCAAAACAUGGGCCCUCAGCCCUACUCCAAAGGCUACAUGUACUAAAGCCAAGCCCCUGCACCCACCUGCCCUUUCUGCCCCCACCUUCAGAAAUCCUGUUGUACCAACCCAUCAUCAUACACACCCUCAAUCCCCAUGCACCUCUUGCACAUGCCCACCCCAUCCACUUGUAUAUAAGGCUACGAUGUUUUUGUUUUAAAUUAAUCUCAUUAGGGAUUUGUUUUGUUUUGUUUUGUUUUUAAGAGCUGCAUUCCUCUCACACCUGAGGCCUAUUCAACACUUAAACAUGACUGUGGUUGAAGAGAUUGCUUAUUAAUAAAUACCCAUAAUAAUACCCAAA